GCCACUAAGGACAACCCAUGGCUGGGGCCCAAGGAGAACGCUAUGCGCCAGCACCGACAGGAGAUGAAGACCAAGAUGAAGAGUAACAAGCCGGAGGACCCCAAAACUCCCCGCGGCAAGCAGAUUCAGUGUCAGCAGGAGCUGGACCAGGUGCUGGAGAGGAUAUCUAAGAUGCCCUUCAGAGAUAACCGAGGCCCACUGGAAGAUCUGUAUGCCCUGCACAUCCCCAACUGUGACAAGAGGGGGCAGUAUAACCUCAAACAGUGUAAGAUGUCUCUGCACGGCCAGAGGGGGGAGUGCUGGUGCAUCAACCCACACACCGGUCGGCCCAUCCCAUCAGCACCGACCGUGAGGGGAGACCCAAACUGCAGCCAGUACCUUAGAGGACCAGAGAUGGACACCCUCGCCUCAGCCCAGAAAUAGUACGGCCCUGAUUCUCCCUUUGAUCGGCCUGAGUCUUAAAACACAACAGAGGAAGCAGUACUCUAAACACUUAAGUAAGCUAUCAAAAUGUUUCUGUUUCUGUGUAUAGUUUUGUUUGGUAUUAAAUCCAUUCUCAGCGAUAUCGUACAAUGUAACCACCAUAAUGUGUCUUGGCUUGAGAACAAAUUCCACUGCAAGGGCAUAGGAUGUGMCAAGCAACAAAGAUGAAAUCCAUUCUUCUUUGCAAUUUCAAAGGAAGUCAGUGUUUAACUGGUAUUUUCAUUGAUCUCUCUCUCUUUCCCUCCUCUCGUAGCUUUUCUGUGGUGAACAAAGUCUAAUGAGAAGAAUGUUUACUAUGGGCUGAAUUCUAACUAGAAAUCUGUGUGUCCAUCUCAGACUUUUGUGUAAAAAUCAAGCAUUGAUGUCAAUGGGCGAUUUGCACGUAAAUUCCAAUKAUAUGCACAUUUGGCAAUUAGUAUUCACCCCUAUGGACCUCUUGUAUUCAAUGUAUCUGUUGUAGGGUAUCUAGAGAAAUGUUAUCAUGRAAAAAUKAUUUGACUUAUUUGAAAGGUGAAUAUGUGAAGCAUAAAACAAAACAGUGAAUUGACGCUUUAAGGGAUUAGUGUCUUACUUACUUAGUGUUUGUAUGGCUGUGUUUACACUGGUAGCCCAAUUCUAAUAUUUUGCCACCGAUUCGUCUUUUGACCAAUCAGAUCAGAUCUUCUGCGUGUGUAAACGCAGCCCAAGUGUCUUACUAUCUGGUGCUGGGAAGUGAACAUGUCAAAUGUUUGGUGGUUGUGUACUCAACUCCGCCUACCGUUUGUUUGUUUUACUGUGUUCUACGCCUUCAGGUUGGUAGGCUACUAAAACUAUGAAACCUACCUUCUAUAGCCUUUGGAAUAAACAUACGUCUUCUAUACACUGUAGGAAAACCACAUAGACAAAGUGUUGUUGUUACAAACACAAAUACACGUUUUUAGAUUUCCUCGUUAAUAGGAACACAAAUAGAAAUGUAGAAUUGUUUUGUGAUAAAGAACGUCUUGUUAUAAGAUGAAGUACGUGAUUAAAUGGAUGGUAACUUCCUGUA
Molecule: messenger RNA, 1510 nt
Organism: Salvelinus sp. IW2-2015
Lineage: Eukaryota; Metazoa; Chordata; Actinopteri; Salmoniformes; Salmonidae
Product: insulin-like growth factor-binding protein 2-A
Biological process (GO): regulation of insulin-like growth factor receptor signaling pathway
Cellular component (GO): extracellular region
Molecular function (GO): insulin-like growth factor II binding; insulin-like growth factor I binding
Source: RefSeq, a predicted model, not a curated record